AUGGCGGAAUCUUGCGGAGCAGCCUCCGUAGCAUCGACGACAUUUCUUGUUCUGCUCGUUUCCGCCCUUCUGUUGAGCAUCGCCGCAGCAUACGCCGACGCGAAAUCAGCUGACACAGUUACCAUCGGUGGAGUUUUCGACCAAGGCGAAGACAGCGGUCUGGACGUUCAUUUGACGCAAGCCGUAGAACGGAUAAAUCAAGACGCGUCUAUCUUACGUGGCCAUCAGCUGAAAGCCCUUAGUUUCAAGACAAAUCCUGGCGACAGUUUCGUUGCAUCGAAAUGCGUGUGUGAGCUUGUCCGGCAGGCCAUUGCGGCCCUCAUAGGACCCACUUCUUGGCAAGUGCAAUCCUACGUUCAAUCGGCUUCAUACCGGAUGCAAAUCCCGUAUCUUCAAACAUCGCCUGAAUUCCGGGAGCGCCUUAGCCCGUUCACGUUAUAUCUGCAUCCUUCAGUACAGCAGCUGAAUCGCGCUUACCACGACCUCAUUCAGAGCCGCAAGUGGAAGUCGUUCGCUGUUUUCUACGACAACGAUAAUGUAUUCGUUGCGUUGAAAGACGUACUCAACGCAUCCCUCAAUCCUCCCAACGUCCUGAUGUAUCCUUACAACCCCGCGUUGUCCUUCAAAAAAAUGCUCAAGGACAUCGGCAGCAAGAAUAUCUACAACAUUAUCCUCCACCUCGAGCUAGCCAAACUCCCUCAACUGUUUCGAGAGGCAAAGGAAGUUAAUCAGACAACUUUAUAUCACGAUUACAUCGUGACAGGACUUGAUUUUCACACUUUGGACCUGCGUGAAUUCUACUCACUGAAGGCCAACGUCUCCGCCUUCCGCAUCAUCGAUCCGGACCGAAAAGAGGUGCAAGUGGUGCGACGUGAUUGGGCGCUUGCAACCGGUCUCGCCUCUCAGAAUUACCAGUCUCCAACAGCUUCGGGAGCUCUGCGAAAAGACAAGUCGCCGAACCUCGAUAGAAUAUCGACGACUGAAGCUCUUCUGUACGAUGCGGUAGCUCUCGUGGCGGCUGGCAUUGAGUCUCUGAAAGAAAAGGAAUGGAAAGACAACAACAACUACAACAAGAACCCUCCGCCAUUGUUCUCGCAGCUGGACUGUAACCGCAGCGUGCACUGGGAACAAGGCAAGGCGCUGCUUGAAGCAAUCAAGGGGGCAAGAGUCCGGGGGCUCAGCGGAGACUUACGUUUGAACCGUCGCUCUGGGACACGAGACGAAUUCGCCUUAGAUAUUGUUGAACUCAAACACAGCGGUCUUCGAAAAACAGCCACCUGGACCACUCGAGAAGGCCUCAAAUUCAGUGCUGCGAACCGAACAGAGCAGGACGCCGAAUUGUCCAAGACCCUCGAGGGAAUGACACUCCGAGUGGUCAGCGUUUUGAACGAACCAUACACAAUGCUCUAUCCAGCCUCUGAGAACCGAACAGGGAACAAUCGUUAUUACGGCUACGCGAUAGACCUAAUUAAAGAACUAGCCGCGGUGUGCAAGUUCAAUUAUACUUUCUACAUUUCACCAGACAGUAAAUACGGAAGCAGACAACCCGACGGAAAGUGGAAUGGCAUGGUGGGAGAACUUAUUCAGAGGAAAGCCGACAUCGCCGUGGUUGACCUCACCAUCACUUACGAUCGCGAGCAAGUUGUCGACUUCACGAUACCCUUCAUGAACACCGGAAUCAGUAUCCUCUUCAAGAAGCCCGAAAAAUCAGAACCGGCCAUAUUCUCCUUCUUGUAUCCAUUUUCAAUCGUAGUCUGGUUCUAUACGCUUACGGUGUACACCUUUGUUUCAAUUUUGGUGUACGUACUGGGGCGCUUCACUCCCUACGAGUGGGUUCCUUCGCAUCCUUGCGAUCCUCAAUCCGAACCCGAGAACCAGUUCAGCUCUCUACAGAACGCGUUUUGGUUCACAAUGGGAAGCAUUAUGCAACAAGGCUCUGAUCUUGUUCCUAGGGCUAUCUCAACUCGUGUCCUGGCAUCGAUUUGGUACUUCUUCACGUUGAUCCUGAUUUCUUCGUAUACAGCGAAUCUCGCGGCUUUCCUGACGGCCGCUCGGAUGGGCGCCCCCAUCGAAAACGCUAACGAUCUUGCCAAGCAGACAAAGAUCGCCUACGGAUGCCUCGGAGGCGGUUCGACCUAUGGAUUUUUCAAGAAACACAAUGACCCGGUGAUGAAGCGGAUGUGGACCUACAUGGAGGCGGAGAGGCCAACAGUGUUCACCACGUCCAACAAGGAGGGCAUCGAAAGGGUCCUUCGAGGCGACUACGCCUACCUCAUGGAGGCGCUCAGUAUUGAGUACCUCGUAGAAAGGAACUGCAACCUUACCCAAAUAGGAACAUUACUAGACAGCAAAGGAUACGGCAUUGCCACACCUCUUAAGUCUCCGCUCCGGAGCGCGCUCACAUCUGCAAUAUUGAUCCUCCAAGAGAAAGGGGUACUACACGCGCUGAAAAUGAAAUGGUGGAAGCAACAAGGCGGCCUGCUGAAGUGCGAUGAAGACAAGGGAUCUUCAUCGACGAGUGAGAUGGACAUGGAUUCCGUGGGCGGAGUAUUUUUAACCCUGAUUGUCGGAUGUGCUGUCGGCGUUAUAAUAGUCAUCUGCGAGUUCUGCUGGAAGAGAGCCAAGGUGCCUUACGGUGAACGGGGACAUUUGUUCUGCGAGUUUUUCAAAGAGAUGAGACAUGUGCUCGCUUGUCAGGGCUCUCGACCGAACCCUGAUUCAAGAGAGGACUUGGAUGACGAGGAUGCUGCUGGAGGCACCGCGGAACUUUCCGAAGAUAUCGACGUUGCUGGAAUGGCGUUACACCUAAACAGCCUGAAGCUCGCUCGUACAGCCACGCUACAAGAUAUGCGUCUGCAAAAUAUGCAAGGCCAGCUUCAGAACUGCAAAACAAAUCAAUCUCACAUAGGAUCUGACACGUUCUCCCGACAAACCUCCGCCAGUCACCUCAGCAGGACCGCCACUCUACAGUCAAGGCAUUCAAACCAUUCGGUGCGUACCUCGCACACCAUGAACUCGGUUCAUUCCAUGCCAUCGGUUCACUCAAACAAUUGGGGCGUCUACGAAAACUGA
This is a messenger RNA of Galendromus occidentalis (western predatory mite), 3072 nucleotides long. Its product is annotated as glutamate receptor ionotropic, kainate 2-like. Gene Ontology annotation, molecular function: ligand-gated monoatomic ion channel activity; signaling receptor activity. The coding region runs from base 1 to 3072 and encodes 1023 amino acids. The record is from RefSeq and is a predicted model, not a curated record. Gene Ontology annotation, cellular component: membrane. Gene Ontology annotation, biological process: monoatomic ion transport. The transcript is spliced from 18 exons. NCBI's taxonomy places the organism in Eukaryota, Metazoa, Arthropoda, Arachnida, Mesostigmata, Phytoseiidae.